Messenger RNA from Rhipicephalus sanguineus (brown dog tick), 6932 nucleotides. It is a transcript of the gene Mrtf, whose product is annotated as myocardin-related transcription factor A. The coding region runs from base 38 to 3682 and encodes 1214 amino acids. The transcript is spliced from 20 exons. The record is from RefSeq and is a predicted model, not a curated record. Lineage: Eukaryota; Metazoa; Arthropoda; Arachnida; Ixodida; Ixodidae.
GUGGCCGCUCGGUCUCUUGGAUCUAUCUCGUCGCUUCAUGCGCGCUGUUAUGCCGUCGAAGGAUGCGUGCCGUUCGUUCGACCUGGACUACGAGACGGUCAAGCCACCCCGCUGGAUUCAGCCGCCCAGGCUUCUUGUCGGUGCUCCGGUCGGACCCUGCGUUUUCGCGCGGAGACGGUCAAGCCUUCGUCGAGCUCUCGUCAAGCUCAAAGAAGUCUACCCGUGCAAGGACUUUGACGUCCGCCGCAUCGCAAAGCUCUCACGUGCGGGGGACAGCCGGCCCGUGUACUGGGGCAUCCAGCUGGACCAGGACCUUCUGGAGACUAUAGUGUCCAUCUACCCAGAGUGGUUUAGGGACUACAACCUCGGCAUCAUGGCCGAACAGCAGCAGUCUCCCGCGACGUCCUCGUCUUCGGGCGGCGCCGGCGACGGGAGCGUCCCGUCGCCCCCCGCCCGCGUGGACGAGGCCUCCCUGCAGCAGGCCAUGGACCGGAACAAGGAGUCGCUGAAAGUGAAGCUCAUGCUUCGGCGGCCCAUCACUCAACUCGUGGAACAAGGCAUCAUGCCAUCUCUCAAGGCCUCUCCCGCAUUCCAUGAACAGAGGAAGAACCUCGAAAGGGCCAAGAUGGGGGACUACCUCAAGAACAAAAUUCAACGGAGGCCAGAUCGCCAGGAGCUCAUACAGCAGCAUAUUCUUGAAGACACCACGGUGGACCCGAGCCUUCAGGACAAGCAGCGGCAGUUGAAGAAGGCGCGGCUGGCCGACGGCCUCAACGACCGGCUCUCUCACCGGCCCGGACCCCUGGAGUUGGUCAAGGGCAACAUCCUGCAGACGGAUGCGACGUUCGCACAAGCCAUCAAGGAGGGCCAGAUUCCAUUCCGGCGGACGUGCGAAGGCGAGAGCCGGAAGCACCCGCCACCUCCGCAUUUCCUCAUCGACGAGGACAGCAAUGGAAGUGACCUGCUUGUGCCUUCCCCCGGCCAGGACUCCAACGACCAGUCACAGAGCAGUUUGCCGUCUAUAGACCUGUCGGAGUCGUCGUCAUCGUCCGGGACUUUGCACGAGGGCUCGCCGAGCUCGCUCUCCGCGGGAAGUCCACGGGCUUCGCCCCCGGUGGCGCCGGUCACGACGCAGCCGACACCCGUGGUCCAAGUGGCAACUGUUGCACCGACGACAGCGUCCUCGCUCUGCGCUUCGCAUCAGCUACAGCAGCAGGCCGUAGCCCCUCUAACGCCACAGCCAUCGCCGCUGCAGUCGUUUCUGAGCACCAACGCCACAGUGGUGACACCGUCGACAACGGUGUUCCUCACGGGGACGGCGGUGACUCCCGCGCAUCCGCAGCAGGCGGGCGGCGGCAAGGCGGCUCGCAAGAAGUCGAAGUCAAAGGCGCAGCCGAAGGCGCGCACCAUCAAAUUCCACGAGUACAAGGGUCCACCAAGCGCUCAAAAGAACCAGCCAGCCACGUCGACGUCGUCCGAGUCGUCGUACGAGCUCUUGCUCCAGCAGCAGCAGCUCUUCCUCCAGUGGCAGCUCGAGUGGCAGCAGAAGUACCCACAGAUCAUCCUGCCUGCCACUCAGAAGCCGGUGGUGUCGGAGGCAUCGCAGCCGGCGCCUGUACAACAGUUGGCGACCCCGCCCCCUCCGCCUCCUCCUCUGCCACCCACAGUCAGCUCGCCUCCCAUCGCCAUGGCGAUCACACCUGAGCUGCCACGUCAGCGGUCCAAACUGGAGGACAUGAAGGUCAGCGACCUGAAGGCGGAGCUGAAGCGCCGCAACCUGCCCGUGUCGGGGUCCAAGCCGCAGCUCAUCGAGAGGUUAAAGCCGUACUCGGACAUCGGCUCGGCGGGGACUCAGAGCAGCAGCUCGCCCUCGGACCAGCCGGUGUCCUCGGUGGAGGCGACGGACAUAUCGGACCUCUCCUCUCCGCAGUCCCCGUCGCUGGGGCUCUCCCUGGAUAUGCAUGAUGGCAACCCGCCGUCGGUGGUUCCGAUGGAGGUUGAUGGAAGCGGAGACCUGUUGAUGGGGCAGCAGGACUCUCCGGCGGUUAGCGCCUCCGAGACGGACCUGUCCGGCUCCGGCAUGGAGGAAGACCUCAUGAAAAUCCAGCAGAGGCGAAUCGAAGAGCUACAGCGCGAGCUCCAGAGGUCUCAGCUUCGGUUGCAGCAGCAGCAACAGCAGCAGGUGUCGACGCCGUACAGCCUGAAGAGCGCCACGCCGCCCAUCACCACGUUCACGCUCACCCUGUCCCCAUCGGGCCAGGCCGUGGUGACGUCGCAGCCGCAAACCACCAGCCUCCUGACGUCAGCCACCGUGGCGAGCACUGGUGCUGGCAUGGUCGCCGCUCCGGCUGCGGUUGCCGACGCAAAGUUGCUGCAGCGUCAGCUGUUGCAGCAGCAUCUUCAGAACAAGAUCCAGCAGCAACAGCAGCAGCAACAAGCUCAGCAACAGCAGCAGCAGCAGCAGCAGCAACUACAGAACCACCAGCAACCUCAUCAACCGAAUUGCGUGAACAGUCCGGGUCUCGCCACUAGCCUCGCCUCAUCGUCGCCGACUUCAGCGGCCGUGAAGGCUUCGCUGGCCAACUUCCUUCAGCAGCAGCAGCAACAUCAGCAACAGCAGCAGCAGCAGCAGCAGCAGCAAAGCCUGGCAGCAGCGCUGGUACUCACGAGCGACGCCAACAACAACCAUCAGUUGAGUGGCGAGCAGCAGCGCGGCGGAAGUGGCGCGCGUACCAUGGCCUACAGCCCGGCGAAACACGCAGCAACAAAGACGCCCAAUGGCCUCCAGUCUCGGCAAGCGGCAAGCUUUCCCUCGCUCUUGUCGCCCAAGACAGCUUCGCUGCCUGAGCCGUUCAUCCUGACCAAACAGCCACCAGACUACGACGAGGCGACCAAGCAUCUCAACAAGACGAGGCAGGCGCAGCAGAUGCUACCACUCAACAACCUAGCGCCUGCAAGCUCCAAGCCGAGCCGCCCUCGUUCAAUCAAGAGCAAGGAUGUGGACGACGUGCUCGAGAUUCUCAUCAAGAACGGAGAGUUGCCUCCGAGCGCCGCGCAAGAGCCACCGACACCCACAACACCGGGAACACCCAUCACCGACAUGAGUGGACUUCUCGCGUGUACGCCGCCUUCGUUUCCGACACCGCCGCCUUCGUCGGAGGGGACAACCGUGACACAGGGGGAACGGAACUCGCCUUCCUUGGCGCUGUCCGGCGACGGCGAGACGCCACCACCGUCGGCAUCCCUGGACUUCGACUUCCACCUGGACCUGGACGACUUCGAAGGCAUGGACCUCGGCAUGCUGACCGACAGCGGACCGGCCAAGAAUCAGGUUCCGCGAAACCACUACGCCGACGGCGGUGCGGACUUCUCGGACCCAGCACUGAGCAUGGAGAUCGAACUGUCCGACUGGCUGGACGUUAUGAUGCCCCAGACAACGACGUCGUCGUCGACGUCGGCCCUGCCCAACGGCCAAGUGUCCUCAUCCUCCGCAACUCCGUGCGCGACGGUGCUAUCAUCGGCCGCAGCGGCCCCAAACGCAACCCAGCACGACCCAUUGCUGUCGACGAACGCAUCCAUGGACGUUCAGGACCCGUUCGACCUGUUUGCGGUGAACGACGCGGACUUCCGGGCGUGGGACGACUUUCGGACUAGUUGGGACAGCGCGGACUUCAUCGCCUGACUGCCGCGGGACCGUAUGAGGCGGUUUGGAGCGCGGGAAUGGCCGGAAGGGCGCCCUCCUAACACGGAUUGCGAGAUGGUUUUUCCGCAUGCCGCUGUGCCAGUGCUGACUCUUGUCGGUGAACUGUCUUGCCACCGUGGAACACUUGCGCGUUUGUUGUCGGUAGGGAAAGAGAGAGACCAAACUUUUUUUUUUCACUUACAACAACAAAAUAGUUAAAAAGGCCGUCUCAGCGUCACGGACCAAGCACAACAAUCGAAACAACACAAAAAAAUGACUGAGUGCCAAGCUAAAGUGCCGACCGCUUUUUCCAAGACUUUAUUUUUGUCCUCGUUUGUUUCAUCCAUCUUGGCCCCGGAACAUCUCGUCACCUUCCCAGAUGCGAGAAAUCGGAUUCACAUCACGUUUGUGUCGUUUUCCAUCUUGCGGCGCAAGGAAAUGCUCACACCAAAACACGAAACAAUACACACGAGAAAUCGCAAACACCUGACAGUGUUCUGACGAUGCCCAGUCUUUUUAACAAACGGUUGAAAUACAACCUGCGUCCAGGCCAUUGCGUUAACAACUCACAAAAAAGCAACGUUGGCACUGUGGGUCGCUAGUGUUCAUGCGGACAUGACACAAGUACAAAUAGGCCCUCUAUCAUUUCGCGUCAUACGAUUGAUGAUGACCAUCAUCGAUCAUCCCCACCCUUCCCCACACCAGACAAAAGCUCACAACGGUAAUCGACGCUCGCUUCGACAUCACAGCUGCGAUCGUACGAUGUUUGCCAUCUGUCGCAAACGUCUCGCCAACUAUGACUUUGUUUCUUCGUGUACGGUCGAACCAUUUUACCACACAGUCGCAUCCGACGUAAACAUAACUCCCCGGCAUUUUCUUUGUAUCUGAUAUUCAUUUGAGCGUGCGCACUGCUGUCGGUGAAAGACGUAUUUGUGAUCGGAUCUUUGGCAAAAGGAAUAGCGAUUCUUUCGAAGGUCCAGCGAAGGAACUCCAGCAGAUCGAUCACUUGCUGGUGGAUCGUCGCGCCGGGAUUGGACACGUGAACGCUAAAACCGUGAAUGCUUUCUUUCAGCGUUCUCCAGAGCAACCUUGAAACGGGAUCGGUGCAUUGGCUUGUUGGCCGUCAGGUCCAACGAACCGAGCCAACGGCCAAAACACGGUUGUGAAUUCAGAAUGUAUGAUGGAGUUGCCUUUGUUGAGUUUUUGUGACAUUCUCACUACACCAGAAUUCAUUUCGUCGUAACCGAUAUUGUCUCGGGACUAUCGCGUUUAGUUUUGUUAUAGCAGUAGAAUACUCUGCGAACUUAAAGCAGCCAACUUCGGUUUGUAUUCUAAUCGUUACCUAUGUCCGAUUUGUUAUAUUCAUGUUCGUUAUCCAGAGGUUCAACUGUAGCUGUAUAUUUUUUUUUCUGUUUUUUCGAUAAGGGAUCAAAACGACUUGCUUCUGCAAAAAACCCGUUUCGGUAAGAAGAAAGAGGCAUGCGAUACAUAUCUCGCAGACUUUUGGAGGCGAUGUGACAGAGCCAGGGCUGAGAGACGUUUGUUAACGCGUUAGUUCCUCGCUUAAUAAACGAGAUGGUGUCGCGACUGAUGCGAAGUGAACGACAACCAGACGAAACGGACGCACGAGUUCUCGUCGGGAGAACCACAUUCCAAGCGUCGUUUUCGUCAGCGCGAAAAAAUGGCGAGACAAAGACUGAAGAAAGGAAAGAAAGACGCAAAAUCAAACGACGCCAUCUCGGAAAUGUUAAUCGUGAAGGUCAUGAGAUGCAAAGUAAAAAACAUUGACCACAUUAUGUGCCCGGUGUUGCGUGGGCGGUGAAGCCAUUAGGCCUCAAGCCCAGCUACAAUUUUUUCCAUGUCGUGAAGUACUUUGGGAAUGCCAGAAUAUUCUCGCUAGACGACUGCUGCGUCGACAUUUGUGAAAUUGCCUUGUUGAAACAAAAAAAUCUUUGUGCUCUUGCGAGCGUGAACAUGAAGUGCAUUAAAAUUUUAAAGCAAUAAUAUUGGCAAAUGUAUAGCAUAUAUGCAAUACCACAGUUAAAACAUCAGGUGCAAGUAUCUGAUGGCACUAAUUCUGUUCAUUUAUUUUUGAACACUGCCCGCUUCGAGUGGAUGACACUUUGUCCUAUUUCAUUCUGCGAUAUGUCGCGUUUCUCGCCAAAAUUGCACCGUGAGGAGUAUACGGAAAUUUUCGCAAGUUUUGGUGAUGUCUGUCGCUAAAAUUUUUUUAAUGCAACGAAUUCUUGCCUAAACAGUGCAGCAGUUGAUUACCGAGAGUAAUUUUGCAUUCCCCACGCGGUUCGAGAAAGAAAUCGACGUUGGGCAAGGCCCCCACUGUACGGAUCAGCAGGCCAGAACAGAGACAUAGACUCAAUUUAUCGUCGUCAAACCUUCGUUGUGUUUUUCUACACACGUGUGUGUGUGCCUGUGCGUGUGUGCGUGUUAUUACCAAGGUUGUAAUCUUUUUGUACAUAAUUUAGGCGAGGUGCAAAGUAUCGACAAAUCGUGUCGCAACGCAAAAGUAAAUAUACACAGUGGGUCUGUCCUCCCAUCUGUGACAUCAAAAAGGCAAACUCAAAUGUCUCAGUACACGAGGUGCGUGGAAUUCGCGAUUCUUGCAUUGAGGCAAGAUUUUGUUUUUGUAAAUCUUAAAAAUCCGGCACCGAGAAAACGUUACGCAGCAUGUUAAUAUGAAAUUCGAUUGAAGGAUUCUUUUAACACCUUGUGUAGAAAUGAAUUCAGACAGUGCCUUUUUGCCUAGACUGCGGUCAUGUAGCGUAUGUGCUCAAGUUUCGACGUCCUGUAGUCGCACUUGAAAUGUUGAUGGCAUCUUUCGAGGUGGUGUUCCUACGUGAUUUGAGUUUGUCUUUGCCAUUUUCUUGUCUCACAUCUUUGUCGAAUUGCCCAAGCCUCGGUUGUAUAGGCGCUCGAGAUUUUUUUUUCUUUGCUGCUGGUCUCAGGCUUUUUGUCGCACGUGCUGGUAACACUAACCCAAGCUGGUUUCUGUGCUUUUUUAUUUCAUUUUAGACAGUUGCAAAAACCAGCUUGUUUUGGGUGACGGAAGCUAUUUAGGUGAACAGCGCAAGCAAUACCACAUUUCUUCUCUUCCCAUCCCCCCCCCCCCCCACCUUAUUUUCCUUUUUUUUUUUCGAAAUGUACAUAAUAUAAGCGAGGGUGCAAGUCUUCUUGGUGUUGGUGCCCUCGGUGUAGUGUGAUGCGAGAAAUAAAAUAUGAAUGAAUACACUCA